Messenger RNA from Bemisia tabaci, 4413 nucleotides. Its product is annotated as prenylated Rab acceptor protein 1. Gene Ontology annotation, cellular component: Golgi apparatus. The record is from RefSeq and is a predicted model, not a curated record. NCBI's taxonomy places the organism in Eukaryota, Metazoa, Arthropoda, Insecta, Hemiptera, Aleyrodidae.
AAAUGUUUUGUUUACGUUUGAGUUGAACGCCACACGGGUGAUUACUGAUUACAUAUUUUCGUUGGGUGAUAAAAAUUUACUGAUGAUGUGUCGUCUGUCGUUUGCGCAUUAGGUUUUUUUUCGUUCAUUCUUUCAAUUGCGCUCUGUGUCGAACCGAAACCCACACUGAAAAGAUAUACAAUUUGGCCAAUUGUUCCAGCAUCAUGUUGUGAUCCUGAUUCAUCCACUGGAAGGUUAGCAAGUAUCAGAAAUCAUGUCCGCAGAUAAUCCGACUGUUGUAAAUGUAUUCCCUCCUGCAGAGGGUCUAAUCAGCCCUGUCGCUGAUAUUCCCGACAGAAAACCAUUCUGGGACUUUCGAGGUGCAUCACUGUCAGUUGGCUUCAUUCGAGAAUGGGCCAUCAACCGCUAUCACAAUGUCAGGCCAUGGCUGAUUUUUUUCAGCACAGGGAACUUCAAAGCUCCGCCUCCUACCAUACCAAGGCUCAGUCGCAGAUUUUUUAAAAACAUUAAUUACUUUGAAGGAAACUACUUCUUUAUCUGCUUUUGCCUUAUGAUCUACGGAUUGGUCACCUCUCCUCUACUUCUUUUAUCACUUUCUUUGUUUUUGGUUGCUUGUUAUUUUGUCACGCAGAAGAACACAGAGGGCAGACUAAAACUAGGCGGCGUUGAGUUAACAUUGUCUCAACAGUAUACUAUUGUGGGAAUCUGCUUCCUGCCUAUAUUUUACUGGGCAGACGCUGGCACAGCUGUCUUUUGGGCCAUUGGUGCUUCCAUGUUUGUGGUUGUUCUUCAUGCAGCAACUUACCACAUUGAGCUCCUUGACCCUGACCCAGAAGACCAGUUCGACCUCACAAUGCAAUCAGUCUGAGGUGCUAUCAGUUUGUUCCUCCAGUCAGAGCAUCAGAGCUUUCGACUUCAAUCUGUAUUUAUUUAAUUUUUUAGUUCAUUGUUUUUUUUUGUUAUCCAUAAGUCCAAUUUUGAUGUAAGAACGGUUCUCAAAAUAUGUCACAAAAUUGUUUAGAGACCAUGUACAUUUUUCAUGCACAAAGGUGUCUCUUUUAGGAAGAUAAUUCUAUCUGCUAUCUGUAGGCCUUUGUUACAAUUUAGGAGCAAAGAGGCUAGGUCAUAAACCUUCUCUAAAUUACAGUAAUACCUAGAUUAACUUUCCUUCACUUGUUCGGCGCUCCAGUUAUGAGCUGUAGUGAUGAGGCACUGCCGACACACCAAUAUUUGUCUCUCGAAGAGAAACCUGGCAGCUGAGCAAACCAAGAUAGGCAAGCCGAUUGCGACUGAUAAAAAGUUUCAGGCAGGGAUACACUCCUGCAUGCAUAUGAUAAUGUAUUUCUUUGUCAAGUUGAUUGAAUGAGGAAUCCAUGUUUUUUCUACACAUAUUUUAUGUGAUUUUGUAUGUUCUCAAGUAAAAUUGAUUUAUCCGGUGCAGUCUGCCACAAUUUGUUGGGUAAUUCAGAUAUUACUGUACUUAGUCUCAUGAGUUUCUACAUUCAAAAGUCAAUGGUUUAGGCACAGUGACUGAUUGAAUUUUCAGCAAGAGACAUUUAUUUGCUCAGUAGAAAGAGAAAAAAAGAAUUUAUUUUCUUGUUAAAAUAUUGUCAUAAUCUUUUUCAAGGAUUGGACUUAUAUUGUGGACAAAAAGCUUGAAUAUCAAAUUUUAAACACAAAAAUAAGUUUUAAAGUUUUGCUCCUACCUUUAUAAUUUUUUAUAUUUAUAAAAUAUUUUGGAUUGAAAGUUAACUUUGAAGAACCUUACUUCAUUAUCGAGAAAGAAAGAGUAAUUAUUCUUGAGUAUCAGGUAGUGAAAUGAGGUUGUUUUUGUCACCAUACUUUGUGUCUAGAAAGAAUAUGAUAUCGACUUUAAUAGCAAAGAACAGGAUUUUUAAAGUUUUUAAAAUUAAUUUUACAUGUCUGUAUGAAGUCGAAUAUUCGUCCUUUAACCUAAUGUUGUCAAUUGUCGCAAGUUUAGUAACUCUUGUCUAAUCCAAAUUCUAAUUAUUGUUGGGAGUUAUUCCUCAUCUAAAGAACAUCUAAAUUUUUUUCUUUUUCUAUUUUUUACAUUAACAACCUAAAUAUAUUCUUUUAGAUCCCCUAAAUGUAAAAUUUUUAAAUUUGUAGAAAUGGAAGAAGUCAAUUAUGUUACGAAUUAACUGUUACUUGAUAAUUUUAUCUUAAUAUCAUUAAUGUAAGAGCUAAUAGAAGGGUAAACUGGAUCGCAUUCAGCAGAAAGGAACCAGCAGGCUUGCAGUUUUGUAAAAAUGUUGCCUCUGCAUAAUGAUCUUAAAAAUCUCUCAGAGUAGCAAAUAGUUUUCACUUCCCACCAAAAAAUUGUCAAUUUUAAAGGAAAAAAAUUGUGCAAAGUUUAAUACCAUGCACAUAUUAAGUAUUUUUUAAAAAAAAAAGAACAAGUUGCACGAUUUUGAAAACACUGUAUUCAUGCUGGUUCCCUUUUGCUAAAUGAGAUCCAACUCAUGUAAUAUAUUAUCAUUAACUUCUUGUAACCUAAAUUUUUGGAAACCUCCAAGUUUUUCGAAUGUUGGCCAUGAUUGUUUAUGUUUAUUUCUCAGCUCAUAAAUUCUAUGAAAGCAAUAUAUUUUCCAUAAAUCAAGUAGCUCAAUAAUAAAUGUUAGGCUGUGUAUGUUAAUGGAAAGCAGUUUAUCAAAGAAUAUAAAAAAAUAUAAAAAUUUCACUAAUAACAUUGUUUGAGGGAAUAUUUUAGAUGGAAGAUUUCUGAAGCUCUCACUAGGUUUGAAUAUACUCCAACUCCAUGGUGGAAUUAGUAAAACUUAUUUCUCGAUCCUGACAUUUCAAUAUUUCCCAUUUACAUUUUUUGUAAGGGAAAUUAACUAAUUGUAUUGUUUCAAAUCUUUAUAAUAUAAUUUAUUUUAUAUGUAUAAGAAAGAUCUUUACAAAUUUCACCAAAUGAAGAUCCUUUUUCCUGUGGAUGGUUCUGUGCAGCUUAAAGGGAGAUUUGCAAUUAAAACUAAAUGAAAAACCAUCACCAUUACUUUGACCUCUGCUUAAUCCUAUCCAAUGAAAGGUGCUUUUUUCUACUUGCGUGUGGCUGUGAGUGGAUUUCCUUUUUUUUUUUUUUUUUUGUCUCAUCUUUUCAGCUGAUUAGUGUAAAUGACCAUUUUGUAGUGUGUCAAGAAGAUUAGAAUUUUAGUACACUUAUACUUGAGUGGAUCUUCUAUCCCAUUGUAUCAAACUCUCAAAUUUGGGGGUUUACUUUUUCUGUUUCUUACCCAAUCUCUCCCUCUUUAACUGAUCAAGAUUACAAAAUUACCCUCAGAUUGGUUUUGAUCACAAGUUUGAUAAUAUUCUGAACAACACCAAUCUUUUUAAAUUAUUUUAAAAACUUCAAAUUAAGUCUUUAAAAGAUCUUAAAGAAAACAGAAGUAACUCAGCUUCCAAAAACUUUUGAUACCACCAACUGUUGCGGAUUACCUUUUGCCAUGGUAAUUUCUUCCCCCCAGGUAUGAGAAUUAAUUCCGAAAUGUAGCGCAGUGUGCUAUAUUCAUCAAGUAAGGUAACUCAAGGACACAUUCAUAAUCAAGCAUUCCAUAAAAAUUUUUUGAGAUGAUUGAAAGACAGUAGAAAUGAUCAAUCUUAAAUUUACGUAUUAUCAUCCUGGCAUUUUUAUCACUAGAUGAAAAAGACACAAGCAAGUAUUUAAAAGUGGAAGGUUCUUUCUCCAAUAUUUGGAUUUUUCUAAUUUUCAAUUUGAAAUUUAAACUCAUCAUUAUCCUGCGGUUUGAGUCACUCAAUCUAUGGUGCAUAGAAAGUUGAAUGAGUUAGCCUCUCCUAGGCAACAAUUUCAUCCAAAGUAAUUAAUCGUGGUAGUUUUGGCACCACACAAAAAAGAUGCUACCGUACUUGCUUAAGUAAUCAGUUCAAAGCACUCUGCAUUGUUUUACUUAAGUUUAAGCAAAUUGUUCUUGUAUAAGUGAGGAAUCUCUAAUCUAGUGCCUCUUGUAAGAAAGUGAUAAUCUUGCAAAAUUGUUGACUUAAUAAGUGAUUAUCAAGGAGUGGAUCCCCCCCCCCCUGAAUGUGUGUUUUACCAUGUAUGUAUUAAGCCAUCACAUUACACUAAGAAGGUAGUUCUUUGAUCAUUAUGAGUAAAGAAGAAGAAAUACCUGAACUUUUUGUGCUUAAUUUACAGCAGCCAUUUGAUGCUGUACCAUUUCAAUUAGAUUCCGAACCAAGAUUCUGGAACUGAAAAUACAUGUUAACAUUAAAAGUAUUCAUCUCUUCAUUUUUGCUCCCAUAUCAUGCAUCUUUGUUUUUCAUAUAUGUGUAGUUUCUGAACUGUCCUAUUUGUAAGAUCAUAAUGUGAUGAAUGUAAUUUCAAAUUAUUUGUUAUCUUUUUGUAAGUAAGAGAAAUAAAAUUUAUCAUUUUAA